UCUGAGUUUUAGGCGUCCCACUCACAAGGGCGCGCACUCAUGAGAAGUGCGCGCCGCCACCACAACUCUUGAUGGUUCAGCGCGACGUCCUUUUGCAGGCCACCCCGAUUCUCCUCUUCCUCCUCCUUUUCGCCACCUCACACGGUGAAUUAGAUAGCAAUGUCCUCCUCAAGUUUAAAGCCUCCCUUGAAAACACGGCCGCCUUGGCCAAUUGGACCGUCUCCAAACCCCCAUGCAACGGUUGGAAAGGCGUCUUGUGCGACCGGGGCCACGUGUGGGGCUUGCAGCUCGAGAAUAUGGGCUUGCAUGGCGUGAUCGAUGUUGAAACCCUAGCCAAAUUGCCCAAUUUGAGAAGUGUGAGCUUCAAGAACAAUGAUUUCAAGGGCUCCUUGCCCAACCUCACGCUCCAUGGCGCGCUAAAGACCGUAUUUUUGUCCAACAACAAGUUUUCUGGCGAGAUCCCGGACAAUGCCUUCUAUGGAAUGCGGUCAUUGAAGAAGCUUCACUUGGCUAACAACAAGUUCUCCGGCCAUAUACCAGCUACAUUGGCAACGGUGCCUAGGUUGGUAGAAUUGGCGCUCGAAGACAAUGAGUUUGAAGGAGAAAUACCCAAUUUCCAGCAGCAAGGAUUGAUAAAAUUCAAUGUAUCAAAUAACAGAUUGGCUGGCCAAAUCCCUCAAGUCCUCAGCCGUCUACAUGCUUCCUCGUUUUCUGGAAACAAAGAGCUGUGUGGAGCGCCGCUUGAAUCAUGCUCCGCAAACAACGACGAGAGCUUCCAGCACCUGUUCCCGGAGACGACAAUUGGUGUCGUCGCCGGGGCAGCCCUCGUAUCCCUUUUAGAAGUUUGCAUCUUCCUUAUGUGUCGCAAGAAACAGCAAGGAGGCAUCCCAGAGUUAAACCAAAUGGAAAGAGGCAGCCCGGAGUUAAACCGAAUGGAAAGGGGCAGCCCGGAGUUAAACCAAAUGGUAAGAAGCACUGGAAGUGCAUCGCCCGAAGGCGGGAAGCCAAGCGUGAGGCUGCUGACUUUCCUGAAAGAAGAGACGGAGAGGUUCGACAUGCAGGAGCUGCUGAAGUCGUCGGCCGAGAUUCUAAGCAGCAGCGUGUUCGGAUCGACAUACAAGGCGGGUCUCAAGGGGAAGAAGAUGACUGUCAAGAGAUUCAAGCACAUGAACCAACUAAGCAAGGAAGAUUUCAACGAGCACAUGAGGAGGCUCGGCCGUAUCAACCAUCGCAAUGUGCACCCUAUUCUCGCCUUCUACUACAAGAAGGAGGAGAAGCUCUUCGUAGCCGACUUUGUCCACAACGGCAAUAUCGCCACUCCAAGACACGGAAAUCAAUCACUAGAGUGGAGGACGCGGCUGAAAAUCGUGAAAGGGGUGGCGAAAGGGCUUCUCUACCUGCACAAUGAGCUACCCAGCCUCACUCCAGCACACGGCCACCUCAAGGCGUCCAACGUGCUCCUCGACGCUGACUUCAACCCCCUCCUCACCGACUACGGCUUAAUCCCCAUACUCAAGAAAGACCAUGCAAAACACCACAUGAUCGCUUACAAGUCGCCUGAGUACAAGGAAACUGCCAAACUCACCAAGAAAACCGACGUCUGGUGCUUCGGACAUUUGAUACUCGAAAUCCUCACCGGGAGAUCCUCCGUCAUAGACCAACAGCCUGAUGUCGACGUCGCCACCUGGCUGAAAACCUCCGGCACUAGCGCGUCGGUGUUUGAUCAGGAGAUGGCUGUGAUGGGUGACAUGAUGAAGCUAUUGAAAAUAGGGUUGAGCUGCUGCCAGGCCAACCUCGAGAGGCGGCCAGAGAUUAAAGAGGUGGUUGAGAUGGUGGAGGAGAUCAAAGACAAGGAAUUCAAUGAUGAUUUCGUAUCAUCAUAUGCCAGCGAAAGUGACAUGCGAUCAUCAAGAGGAUAAUCUCAGGAUUCCAAAUCCAUCAAUUUAUAUAUCACAAAAUUUACUUACGUUGAUAGAUAUUCUCAUUUGCUCUUGUAAUAUUUAUCUGUGCUUAAAUUUUGAUCUAGUGAUUGAUUUGUAUUCUUAA
This is a messenger RNA of Salvia splendens (bonfire salvia), 2046 nucleotides long. Its product is annotated as pollen receptor-like kinase 1. Lineage: Eukaryota; Viridiplantae; Streptophyta; Magnoliopsida; Lamiales; Lamiaceae. The record is from RefSeq and is a predicted model, not a curated record. Gene Ontology annotation, molecular function: protein kinase activity; protein binding; ATP binding. The coding region runs from base 72 to 1919 and encodes 615 amino acids. Gene Ontology annotation, biological process: protein phosphorylation. The transcript has 3 exons.